Molecule: messenger RNA, 1359 nt
Organism: Miniopterus natalensis
Lineage: Eukaryota; Metazoa; Chordata; Mammalia; Chiroptera; Miniopteridae
Source: RefSeq, a predicted model, not a curated record
AUGAAUGCCCUAGAUGGUGUCCCUUUCAAAGUCCCCAAGGGCUUUGUGAUAGGCACAGAGCUUCUCCCUGGGCCAGAACUCAGUGUCCCAGCCUGCAGGGAGCUUCUGCUGGGUUCUAUGUCCCUCGGCCCAUACACCUGCCUGCCACCUCUUGGGCGGGAGCCCCAGCCUCUCCUCGCCCGCAGAUCACAUCCUGAUUCUGCUGACCUGCUAUCCGCCCUUAGCCAGGAGGAGCAAGACCUCAUCGGGCCAGUGGUCUCCCUGGGGUAUCCCCUGCACAGGGCCAUCGUGGCUCUGCAGAAGACGGGGCGUCAGAGCCUGAGCCAGUUUCUCAGCUACCUUAGCGCCUGUGACCGGCUGCUGCGGCAGGGCUACGAGGAGGGCCUGGUGGAGGAGGCCAUGGAGAUGUUCCAGUUCUCUGAGAGCCAGGCAGGGGAGUUCCUGCGCCUCUGGAAACAGUUCAGUGACAUGGGCUUCCAGCAGGACCGGAUCAAGGAGGUGCUACUGGUCCAUGGCAACCACCGUGAGCAAGCCCUGGAGGAGCUGGUGACCUGCGCCCAGUGACCACUGGAGCACUCUGCAUCCCAGGCAUCCCAGACCUGUGCUAAACCUGGCAAUCCAAUCUAACUGUAGGCCACAUAAGAUUAACAAAGCGAUACAUACUCAUUGUAAAAAUGCAAACAAUGCCAAGGGUGGGAGCAAAUACCAUCAGGGGGCAAAACUUCACCCAUCUUAGCUUUUCAGCUAGACCCAUUAGCAAGAGAAAAACAGUUUAUUAAUACAUGCAGCACACAUCACAUGGGAGAAACCUCAGUGAAAAGUAACUCAAAGCAGCAGUUUAGAACUCUGGCUUACGUGGCAUCGACAAAGCACAUAUUUGUAGAGAGAGAACAGGACAAAGGAAAUCAGUUUUAGGCUUCCAAAAAAUGACAAACUGUUGGAAGGUAAAUAUAUGGGAGGGAACUCAUGGAGUAAGGGUCAUUUGAAGAUUCCUCUGGCACAUCUCUGGGAAGAUAAGACUCUAUCUCAAGAAAAGGAGAAUUUGUAUUCUGCAUUUAGACAGAAAAGGGAGAAGGGUAGGGAAAGCUUGUCCUGCAUUUGCUGCUGCUUAAUUGCCUCUGGCUCAAAAUAAUUUUUAUGUCAAAGAGGCAUAUUUUGGGGUAACAUUCUGGUUUCCUCAACACCCAAAGAAUCAGCCAGAGGAGUCAAAGGUGGUACCUGUGGGGAGGGGCAGGUGGGAGAGCAUGGACAAGGAGCUGUGUUUUCUCAUACAAGCCCUGUAAAACUACCUUUAUUUGACUCUAAACUGUGUGCAUUAGUAACUUUGAUUUUAAGAAAAUUAAAACAAAACAAAAAUAA